This is a messenger RNA of Babesia microti strain RI, 966 nucleotides long. Its product is annotated as Domain of Kin17 curved DNA-binding protein. Gene Ontology annotation, molecular function: double-stranded DNA binding. NCBI's taxonomy places the organism in Eukaryota, Apicomplexa, Aconoidasida, Piroplasmida, Babesiidae. Gene Ontology annotation, cellular component: nucleus. The record is from RefSeq and is a predicted model, not a curated record. Gene Ontology annotation, biological process: DNA damage response; DNA replication. The transcript is spliced from 8 exons. Bases 1 to 966 code for a protein of 321 amino acids.
AUGCCUAAGGCAGAGGUGGGAACUCCAAAAUGGCUGGCAAACAAAAUGAGAGCCAAAGGUCUUCAAAAGUUAAAAUGGUACUGCCAAAUGUGUGAAAAGCAGUGUAGAGAUGAAAAUGGCUUUAAGUGUCACCGAUUGUCUGAAGGGCAUCAAAGGCAAAUGCAAGUUUUUUGCUCCAAUGCCCAUAGAUUCAUGGAUAGUUUUUCUAAAACAUUUGAGCACUCAUUUAUGCAAUUAAUGAGGACAAGAUAUUGUAGAACCAGGGUAUUGGCUAAUACUGUUUAUCAAGAACUUAUUUCUGAUAAACAACAUGUUCAUAUGAAUGCCACAAUCUGGGUCACUUUGUCUGAAUUUGUACUGUACUUGGGUAGACAGGGGAAGUGUAAAGUUGAACAUACGCCAAAAGGUUGGUAUCUAGAAUAUAUUGAUCAGGAAAAAAUUAAGAGAGAAAAAGACACAGAAGAUAGGGAAAAGAAUAGAAUGUCGCUUGAACAAAGGCAUCAAAUUCUUAUCAACAAGUUGAUACGAGAAUCCAAGUCCGUCAAAGGGGGGUAUAAAGAACCUGAAUACACUAAUAUGAAAAAAAACAAUGAAAAUGUCGUUAUUCGGAUAGAUGAUAAGGAAAAGAGGAGUGAAAAUCCUAAGGUAUAUGUUAAAAAUAACGUUUUUUCUGAAAAAUAUGAAAAGGGAUCGGUUAAAAAAGUCUUCACUGAUAAGCAUGAACCAAAGAGUGUAAUGGAAAAAUUAGCUUCAAAAGGGCCGCUAUUAAAAAGGCCUCUUGAAUCAAAAAACGAUUUAUUGAUACAAACCGGUAUUGUAGUUAAGGUUCUUUCUAAGGAUAAAAAUCAUGGAAAAAAAUGUCGAGUCAUAAACGUAAAUGAGAAAAGAUAUGUUUGCAAUAAUUUAGUGCAACUGCGAUGUUGGAAUCUGAUGGUGAUAAAUUCUCUCUUCCCAUUAAAGAAUUGA